Microplitis mediator is the source of this 3857-nucleotide messenger RNA. Its product is annotated as protein hunchback-like. Gene Ontology annotation, molecular function: DNA-binding transcription factor activity, RNA polymerase II-specific; RNA polymerase II transcription regulatory region sequence-specific DNA binding. The transcript is spliced from 4 exons. NCBI's taxonomy places the organism in Eukaryota, Metazoa, Arthropoda, Insecta, Hymenoptera, Braconidae. The coding region runs from base 291 to 1937 and encodes 548 amino acids. Gene Ontology annotation, biological process: regulation of transcription by RNA polymerase II. The record is from RefSeq and is a predicted model, not a curated record.
CUCCGAUGAGCACCAGUCGUCUGUAGAUCUUUCUAUUGACUGGUGACCUCUCGAUCCAGUAGAUUUCUUAACUUCUGUUUUGAUUCUCGCCUCCUUAAAGUCUUCGCGCUCAGUGCAAGUGAUUAAAAAAUAUUCAAACAAUCGUUUUUUUUUCUUAAAAGUGAACAGCAGUUUGAAUAUAAUCUCGUGUCUCACGAAACAAAACUAUCAGUUAAUGAAAAGGUUUUCAUUGAUAUCCAGCUCAUUUGGUUCAUUUCAUUUUGGAUAGCACGAGAUCAAAGAUAUAAGAAAUGAAUUCACAAAAUUCAAAUAUCUACAACCCUCCCACGUCAUAUCCGUUCCUGCCAACUACACCAAUGUCGCAUACGAUGCCGCAGUUCUACGAAAUGUAUCCAGGGUCCCAUCAGAAUCAUACCUACACGGGAUAUUCUCCACGAAGAAAUGGUGGCAUGACGAGAUCGGAGUCUGAGGAGAGCAAUAAUACUACUUUAAAACCUUUACAGAAUGAUUUUCAAUCUGGACCACAAAAUGGACCCACUUCAAGUACAUUUGGGUAUUAUGCGCAACUCUCUCCUCCGUAUUCACCUGGUUCUGAAGGGUAUCUGUCUUCGGUUGCUGCGUCUCCGGCACUCCCGCAAAGCAGUUUAACUCUAUUUAAAAGUAUGCACUGGAGUAGUUAUGUGUCACAGGGCCCAUUCCAUCCUGAUAUCCCAGCUCAUCCUACAAGUAAUUUGACAGCAAGGGCGUCUCCAAGUUCAUCCACACAAAGUGACGGUAUAAGAAACAACAUACAUCAACACGAAAACGACGUCAACUGUUCUCUGCCGAAUACGGAAAAUGAUGGCGGUCCAUUCAAUGAUGAUGUGCCUCAGGAUUUUUCUUCUGAUGAAGAGAAUUCAGAUGAAGUUGAAGGAGAAAGUAAAGCUCGCUCGAAAAUAAUCGACAAAAACACAUACCUAACAGAACCAGGCUGGUUAAUUCCAAAGAUAAACAAAAGAGGAGUCGAACAAAUAGUCAAAUGUAAGAAGUGUAAAAAGCAAUUUAACACAAAAGUUAAGAUGUGGAAUCAUCUGGCAGAGGUUCACUUCACAUCGGGAAAAAUGAUUCGAUGCACGGAGCCUUACUGUGCGUUUGUAACCGACCUAAAACACCAUUGGGAAUACCACAUGUACAGGCACACAGGAAUAAAACCUUUCGGGUGUGACCUGUGCAAAUAUCGUUGCAUCAACAAGGCGAUGCUAAAGAGCCAUAUGAAAUCCCACUCGAAUACAUAUGAAUACCACUGUGCUAGCUGCCCAUUAAAAUCCAAGUUCCACCAUACCUUCAAACAACAUCUUGAGGAAACCGGACAUCGACAAGGGAAAACCUACGAUGAAUAUGGAAACCUUUGUAACAAAAUAAUUGAUGUCGGCGGAAAGCGCAGAGGACCGAGAAAGCCUGGCCAAAAAAAAUCAAAAACCAGCGAAGCAACAAUCGUGUCUCCUCCUGAAACUCCACAUUAUCGCUUGAGCCCUGCUCAAGUCGCUCCACUGGACCUGAGCACAACAGAUUCGAGUAUUAAUCCAAUGGACCUAAGCACGUUUGGAAGUGAGAUUGCGACUCCAACUGAAAGCUUGCCCAAGGUGUCUGGCAGCAGCAGACGCAAGGGCAAAGCUGUCAAAUGUGUUCGUAAGCAAGUAAGAAAGGAAAUUCAUGAAUUGAAUAGCUCUCUUACAAUCAAGAAGGAGCCCGUGGACAUACCUGAGGAACCACCAGUCGACAUCGGAAGUUGUUAUUGCCAACAUUGCCAAGUUUUUUUUGGCUUCCAUGACUUGUACAAUGAGCACAUGCGUUAUCACACUAUCGGUGAUCCAACUCGUUGUAAAAUUUGCCACAAACGGUAUGAGAAUGCGGUCUCAUUCUACAGGCACAUUGGCGUUGAGCCUCACAAUGUUUGAUUCUACGACUCAAGGACUCGAGGGAUGUAAGUAAAAAUUGAUAAGCUAUACAUUAUUAUUGAAUAACUUUUGUUUGUUUAUUUUACGGCUGCCACUUGUAAGAGUAAAAUAAACAUAUAAAGUUUAUCUAGUCGUACUUGAAAUAAUGUACAUUUGAUACGUUUUUAUAAACCCACUUGUUUUUACUUGCAAUUGAAAAAAAAUUGUAAAUUCAAAAGUGAUCAAACCAAAACUACAUUUUUUUUUUUUCUAAAUUAACUCGUCAUUCAUUAUUUUUUUUUUUUUGACAAUUAAAAAUUCAUUCAAUUCUGGUUAAAGUAAAAUGUGAUGUACAUUUUAAACAUUUUCUUUUAUAAAAAUUUUUUUUUUUUUUUUCACAAUUCGCAUACUUAAUUUUAAUAAAAAAUUAUUAUAAGUAAAUAAUAAAUUAUGUGAUGGUUGUAUUUAAAAAAAAAACUUGAAAAAUUUCAGUUAUGUUCUGUUAGAAAAAAAUAAUUUAAAGUUUUUAAAAUUAAAUUUUGUUUUUAAAUUUCGAUAGAUCGAAAUUUCCGGUGAUUUAUUUAAUAACAAAACUGUUUAUUUUUUCAAGUUUUAUUUUUACAGAGAGUAAGAAUUAGUCUAGGGAUUUUUUUUUUAAGAAUAAUACAAACCGGACAAAUUGAAUAAUUAUUCAAAAAAUCAAUCGAUGGUUUAUGUAUUAUAUGUCAAUAAUUAUAUAAAAUAAACGCAGAUGUCCUCAUAAAAAAAAUAUUCAUAAGAAUUGGUGCAGUCGAGGAUCUCGAUGAGAACUUAAGACUGAUAAUAAAAUUCUUUAUGCGCGAUUGCUCAAAAUAUUUUUUAUAAUGAAGUAUGCAAACAAUAAUAACAUUAAGUUGGUACAGCAUUCGUCGCUUUUUCAUGCUCGCCACUUAAUAGUAUUUUGUUUGCUUCAUUUCGCGUAAUGUGUAAAAAGAAAAAUUUUUUUAAAAUAAUCUUAUUAAAAGUAAUAAAAAAAAAUAUUUUUUAAGUAAAAAACCAUUCAUUGGUAAAAAUUGAGAUUUAAGUUGAAGAGAAAGAAAUGAACAAAACAAAAUAAAAUAAAUAAUUUGAAAAAAAAGUGUGCAUAGAAAACAAUAAAAGUAAAAAAAUAUCCGUAGACAAUAAUUAAGUUUUUAUUGUUAUCAAAUUAAGAUUAGAAAGAGGAAUGAAACCAUUCAUGUGUUGUAGAUUAUAUAAAUCUAUAAGCAAUGUAUAUAUAAAGAUAUAUGUAUGUAUAUAUAUAAAUAUAAAAAUAAGUCGGCAUGUAAAUAAUUAAUUUCAUUUAUAUAAUUUCUGUAAAAAAAAUUUUUUGAUAUAUUUCAUACAAUUUUUCUAUUAGAAAUAAGAUAACUGAAAAUAUAUUCUUGCAAUGCUGAAAAAACUAAUAUCACAUUAUUAAUAUUCAAACUGUAAUUAUAAAUAUAAAUAAUAUAUGAUAAGUAAAAUUGUAUUUUCUAUAAAAUGUAACUUAAUAUUUAAAAAAUGUAAAUUAUCUAAAAUUGCUUAAUAUGUCAGCAUUGCAAUUUAUUAAUUGGGUUAUAAUAUCAGUUGCAAUACUUCUAUUCCAAGAUUUGACUGAAUUUUAUAAAAAAUUUCCGGACUUGUCCAUUCGUCAGUAAAGUUCAGUCAGAGAAAUUCGAUAUUUGGUCAUGAGUUUUGGCUUAAAGAAAUUUUAAAUAGAAAAUUCUACUUUAAUCAUCGACUUCUAGUUUUUCAAGUUUUGAAUUCCCGCUCGAAAUUUUGAAUUCAAAUCAAAAAUACUAGACGUCUUUAAGCCGAAAUUAUCAUUAUCUUGUUGAAUGAGUCCGGAGUAUAAGUGACAAAAAAAAUUCAAAAAAAAAAUUCAAAAAAAAAAUUCAAAAAAAAAAAAAAAAAAAAAAAAAAAAAAAAAAAAAAACUAAA